AUGGAGACGCGAUCGUCCUGCCGGAAGCGCAGGAAUAGUGCUACCUCGAUCUUAAUCAAUGAGCCUCCUGUCUCACAUCGAACGAGACAAGCUGCAGGAACAGUGACAGAACAUAUCGAGCCCAAGCAACAAGAGACACGUACACCUCGAAAGUCUAGAAAGCGAGUACGUUUUUCGGACCCUGGUCCUUUGCUGCAUGACACUACGGUAGGCUCCACCGGGUUGACACCGGCAAUGAAACGUACCUCGUUUGAGCCUUCCAAGAAAUUCGCUCAGCGUGGAAAUCAGACCCCGAGUCGCAGUGCACGCCGGAGAUCGGCGCCACUGCCUCGUUUCCAACGGGCCUUUGAUCCAGUUCAGGAAUAUGACGAAUCUUCUUUGGAACGUGUCUACCAGUUCACUCCUCUACGCCAGAUCUUGGAUUGCCGUACACAACGGAGAAUCCGCCGGAUUGGAUUGAGUGAUGAGAUUACUCAGAUCGAACGGGAGAAACGCGAGAGCCGCAAUUUCGAAAAGACACUAUCUACACUACGCCACGAGCGAGACGAAUUGCAACGUGAACUGAAUUCUAUGAAGCAAAGAGAUGAUCUAGAGGAUUGUCAGCCAUCUGAUGAGUCAUAUUGGAUGUCAUCCCAGGGUUGCGUUCAGCAACCUGAGCCCGAAAGAGCGAUUUCCCCCGAGGGAAUCUCCGUGGCUUCCGAUAGAGACCAGAACGAGCCGUUUCAAUAUGUCGACGGGGACACCUUCACGCUCAAUGACAGCGCUAUAAUUGUUUCCAAUUCGCCAGAUCUCCGUGCCAUGCGCGACUACAACACGCCAGAGCCGGACAGUCUGAUGUAUGGCGACGAAUCAACCAUCAUAAACGUCGCGACCCAGACGUCAUUCACUGAUAAUCCCGGCAAUUCGGAUAUGCACAACUUGACCCUCGAUUUGGAAGCGGCUCGAUCAGAGAAGGAGAAGCUGUUCAAUAAAUGCCGCUCACAAAUAUCCGCUUUCGAGGACUCCAGUAUGGGAGAUAUUCUUCGCCUACCUUCACCUCCUCAAGAUUUCUUCGAUAACAUUGUCAGUAUCCUGACGAAUGCACUAUCUCGUGCCGCUGACGCCACGGAAGCUCUCGAGGGAAUCAACGAAGAAUUCUCUAGUCAAGGCUUCUCUGGCGCCAGUACAGAGGAAGUGGUCUCUGACAUCAAAAGUCACUUUCGUUCGGCACGCCUAGAGCUCGAGCGGGCUAUCCCGGGUGAGACCGCUGGUGUCAGUCUAGCGAACGGGAAAGCAACUCUGGGUACUCUUGUACAACGGGUGCGAUCAUUGGCGAAAGACCUUCAGACAGAACGCAAAUAUCACCAUGGCUCUCUGGGCCGAGAAAAGGCGCUCCGAGGACAGUUCGACAACCUAUUGCAUAGAUAUGAGGCAGCAGCAAACAAGAUCGGCACCCUUGAAGAUUCCAUCGCGUCCUCUGCCCGAGAUAUGUUACAUACGAGAAUGCGACUACAAGACCUUGAAAAUGAAGACCAGGAAAAGACGAUCGGGAUUGACAGAUUAAACACCGCCCUGGAUAGAUAUCAUGAGGAUAUGAAGAGUCUUGAAAACCUGGUAAAUAGGCUGGAAGACGAAAACGUUGCUGUCAAGGCGCAAUACAAGCAGCAGAUUGCGAAACUCAAGCAACAAGUCGCCAGUGAGCGGCAACAGCGUUCUGACACCGAAAACUCGGCUUCAGAGUAUGAGACACGAGUUCGACUACUGGAAGAAACUGUCGAACUGAAUCGGAUCAAAGCCUGUGAUCUGAUGGCACAGGUGGAAUGCCUUGAGAAGGAACAACGUGUUGCCUCUAAUACCCUUGACAGAAAGGCCUCGGAGGAACUGCAACAUCACGAGCAAGAAACGGGAACGCUCAACGUUCGUAUCUCUGAGCUUAAUACAUCCCUUGAUGAAGCAAAGUGCGAGGCGGACCGUUUACGUCAAGUCAAUAUCGGUCUGGAAGAGCAGCUGCAGAUCGAGACAGAGGCCCGUGACGAAAUGCUCGAUAAAUGGGCCGCCGAGCAAGCGAGGUCAUUUGCUUUCAUGAAAGAGAGUGUUGGCUCGGAACGGCGGCGAGCAAAGGCUCGUGCCGCUAAUUGGGAGCUCAAAUCAGACGAUCUUAUGUCUGAUGGCACCACUGUUAUGGGUAGUGAGCCCAUUACGCCUGUGAGCAUGACUCGAUUCGUUGAUGUCGAGUACGGACGAGGCAAAAACCGCAGACGUAUAGAUAGUGGUGUUGGAAUUCUCACCAAGGAAGGUCUUUUGAGUGAAGACGUCCCUGGCCUGCGAGCUGAGCUGGACUCAGAUCCUGAUCUGCCUACUUUAGAUUUGAUCGGUGCAUAA
Penicillium manginii is the source of this 2361-nucleotide messenger RNA. RefSeq lists its product as uncharacterized. Lineage: Eukaryota; Fungi; Ascomycota; Eurotiomycetes; Eurotiales; Aspergillaceae. The transcript has a single exon. The record is from RefSeq and is a predicted model, not a curated record. Bases 1 to 2361 code for a protein of 786 amino acids.